Molecule: messenger RNA, 393 nt
Organism: Wallemia ichthyophaga EXF-994
Lineage: Eukaryota; Fungi; Basidiomycota; Wallemiomycetes; Wallemiales; Wallemiaceae
Exons: 2
Coding region: 1-393 (130 amino acids)
Biological process (GO): regulation of gene expression; maturation of 5.8S rRNA
Cellular component (GO): exosome (RNase complex); nucleolus
Molecular function (GO): RNA binding; DNA binding
Source: RefSeq, a predicted model, not a curated record
AUGGACAUAUACGAGGAUAGAGGCGUGGAUACAACAGAUCAUUCUAUCGCAAAUGAACUUAAUAGAAUUAAAUUGCAAUUCUCAAAGAUUAAGCACGCACAGGAACCUCAACACAAGUUGAAUGUUGAUAAGCCUGCUGCUGAUAGAUUCAUUAAAGCUGCUUUACAGCUUCAACAGAAGUCCACUGAGCAACCCCAACAAUCUCAGCAUUUAAGAUUCGAUAACGAUCAUUCCGAAAAGAAGACUUCUAAUGACAGAAAAUUCAGAUCAGACAAAAAGAGCAAGAAACGCUCUUCAGAUUCUCAUCAAGAAAAACCUCCUUCAUCAAAUUCCUCAACUUCAUUAAAUACAUCUCAACCACCGAAGUCGAAGAAAUCCAAGAAACAUACUUAA